This is a messenger RNA of Mytilus trossulus (common blue mussel), 685 nucleotides long. RefSeq lists its product as uncharacterized. NCBI's taxonomy places the organism in Eukaryota, Metazoa, Mollusca, Bivalvia, Mytilida, Mytilidae. The record is from RefSeq and is a predicted model, not a curated record. Gene Ontology annotation, cellular component: Golgi apparatus; endosome. The coding region runs from base 1 to 603 and encodes 200 amino acids. Gene Ontology annotation, molecular function: GTP binding; GTPase activity. The transcript is spliced from 5 exons.
AUGAAUGACAAAGCAUUAUCUAUGAUCAAAGUAAAUGUGGUUGUUGUUGGAGAUGCAGGGGUAGGAAAAUCGUCACUGGUUCUCAGAUUUACAAAAAAUGAUUUCCCUGGCUAUAGUAGUUAUAUGCUUGGAUUAUUUCCGAGCAGACGAAUUUUAGGUUGUAAAGAAAAAUCUGUUGCGUUUACCAUUUCGGAAAUUGCUGGAUCAGAAAGUUUCCAAAGUUUGUUUUAUCGAGAUGCAGGAAUCGCAUUGAUUUUAUAUGAUAUUUGUAGCCAUCAAUCCUUUGAGAACGUAGAGAAGUGGCUGUCACAGAUACAACAGUACGGACCUCAGGACUUGAAAUGUGCAUUGAUUGGAAACAAAGUUGAUUUAGACGGCAACGAGAGACAUCCAAGGGAGGUUGAAACCCAAGAAGGACAACUAUUUGCAGGAGCCCACGGCUGGUAUUUUGCAGAGACAUCUGCUCGAUCAGGGGAAGGAAUAGACAAAGUAUUUCAGGAUAUGGGUAGUGCAUUGGUCGAAAGCUAUAAGAAAGAGAAAGAAUCACCUACUGUGUCUUUGUGUGAUUCUUACGUUUAUCGGCUGAAAAAGACAUGCUGCUGAUUCAACUUCAAAUGAAAUAUUAUUUACAAUCUAUAUUAUUUGUUGGUUUAACAUUUCUAUUUUUUAGAUAAACACAACUUAC